This is a messenger RNA of Humulus lupulus (European hop), 1081 nucleotides long. RefSeq lists its product as uncharacterized. The transcript has 4 exons. The record is from RefSeq and is a predicted model, not a curated record. Lineage: Eukaryota; Viridiplantae; Streptophyta; Magnoliopsida; Rosales; Cannabaceae. The coding region runs from base 378 to 680 and encodes 100 amino acids.
GGUUUUCAACUCGAGAAGCUAGAGUUGCAUUAGGUAGACCACUACCACUGGAGUGGGAUGUUCGAGGGAAGAGUUACAAAGAAAUUGGUGAUUAUUCCCAACAUUUCUCUAGAGAGAUCGGCAUUCUCAUUCGACAAUAUGCCAAUCCUGACUAGGACCGAUGGGAUAAAUUACCCAUCGAAGUUAGGGAUCGCAUACUUCCUCGUCUAGAGGAUGAUUUAUUCGACAUUGGUCGAAGUCGAUAUGCCUCAGAGAACCUCCCCGGCAUUCUUUUGGGCAUUCAACGGUCGUGCGCUGAUCGUUACUCGGAGUGGAAGAAUGACUUGUCCACUCAUUUAAAAAAGAAUGGUCGAGCACAUCCUCCUGAUGGUUUGGGCAUGGAGAAAUGGCAGAAGGCGCUCCAGUAUUUUGAUCGCCCUGAAGUGAAGAGGCGUUCUGAGAUUAACUCUGCGAACCGUGCAAAACAAAAACAGAGAAGCGUGCAGGGCUCACAAUCUACGCCAGCCCUUCGUUACAAGAAGCGUGAUUUACAAACUGGGUGUCUUGCUGGGGUUCCAGAGAUUUGGAUGGCGACUAAGUACAUAGACGGGGAAGGUUGGGUGAGCAAGGCAGCAAAGGAUAACUAUGUAAGUAAAUUUAUAUUUUAUGAUUUUCUUACUUUAUUGUGUUGUAAAUUCUAAUAUUCUUGAAAAUUGUGUGAUACAUGAAAAGAUGAUGGAGAUACGUGACACUCUGCAGUCACAAUCAUCUACGAGCGCUUCUGCUUCGAGUACUAUCCCGAGAGAAGAGGAUGACAUUAUUCUUGUUGAGACGAUCUUUGGACGUCGUCGAGGCUAUCAGCCGGGCCUUGGUCGUAGGAUUCGCAUGAGGGCGAAUUGUGAAGCGGCUGAUGUACCUCAACCAGCCCAACCACCUCCUACCGCACAAGACAUGUAAGAGAUGAGGGAGCGACUCCGAGCCAUAGAGGAGCACUUGGCUAGGAUUGGUGGAGUCUCGGGAUCUGGAUCUUCUCAGCAAGGUCAUGGUGUCGAUCCUACAACACCUAGUUAAAAACAUUUAUAUUUAUGUAUUUUAAUUUUAC